This is a messenger RNA of Sorghum bicolor (sorghum), 1466 nucleotides long. RefSeq lists its product as uncharacterized. The transcript has 2 exons. The record is from RefSeq and is a predicted model, not a curated record. The coding region runs from base 382 to 1188 and encodes 268 amino acids. NCBI's taxonomy places the organism in Eukaryota, Viridiplantae, Streptophyta, Magnoliopsida, Poales, Poaceae.
UUUCUCGCUUGUUUCCGCCUCGAGCCGGACGGAGGCUCCAGCAGAAGCCCAGCGACCGAGGGAAGGGGGAUCGGCGGUGGCGAGUGGUACGUGACAGCGACAUUCUUUUCUUUUCCCUGGCCGUCUCCCCAAGCACCACGCCGACGCCCCCUCUCGCCCCUACAGCUCCACUACCCCUCCGCGGCUCGGCCUCCCUUUGCCUCGGCUACCCUUCUAUAUAGGCCGGCAGUCCGCUCGCCCGCAACCACUCUCCAUGACUUCUCCAUCCGCCUGCUACCCCGUGCUGGCUUCAAUGGACGGGGUAAUUGCAGUAGAGCUGUAGAGGCGGCGGGGGUGCGAGUGCGGCCGCACCGACACGCUCGGCGGCGGCGGGGGGUUGGGAUGGGGCUGCUGUCGAACCGGGUGGAGCGGUCGGAGAUCAGGCCCGGCGACCACAUCUACACCUGGCGGGCCGUUUACGCCUACUCCCACCACGGUAUUUAUGUUGGAGGAAGCAAAGUGGUCCAUUUUACACGAAAGAAAGAAACUGAAAGUUCAGAUUCAUCAGACUCCGCCUCCAGCCUGAUCUCAGAGAUUCCAUCAGAGUGCCAAACAUUCCCUGAUUGUGGAUUCCAGCUGCCCAAUAGUGGUGUUGUCCUCACUUGCUUGGACUGUUUCCUUCGCAAUGGCUCUCUCUAUUGCUUCGAGUAUGGAGUGCCAUCUGCGGUUUUCCUUGCAAAGCUUCGUGGGGGGACCUGCACCAUUGCCGAAUCAGACCCACCAGAGGUUGUGGUCCAUCGAGCGAUGUACUUGCUUCAGAAUGGUUUUGGAAAUUACGACAUGUUUGAGAAGAACUGUGAAGACUUUGCACUCUACUGCAAGACUGGGCUUCUGCCAGUUGAGGAACCUGGCAUUGGGACUAGUGGGCAAGCUUCUUCUGCCAUUGGUGUGCCUUUGGCUGCUCUUCUUUCCACUCCGUUUAAGCUUCUGGCGGCUGGUCCGCUUGGAAUGGCCACUGUCACAGCUGGGAUGUACUGUGCUGGCAGAUACAUUACUGACAUAGGAGUAAGGAAGGACGUAGCAAAAGUUGAAGUGGAGAAAUUGUCAUCGCACCCCGGGUUCCACCUUAUUGAAGACGAAGGAUCAGUUAACAAGCCAUCAGAAAAACCGAAGACCUUGCUCCCUAUGAAGAGGAAACGAGAAAGGUGACUGCGAAACGCAGCUUAGCAGGAUGAACUUCUCUGCCCUUCAAUUGGUGCCGAAUUGUGGAUAAUUUGGGAUAUAGUAUAUGAUGCUCCACUGUAAUAAGACUGGAUGGUAUAGAUAUGUGCCUUCAGAAUGUGCCCUGAUUGGAUUAGGCGCACACCUCACAUGGUCAAUUGUAACUGCCUUACAAAUUGAAUCACCAAAUCACUAUAUAAUGUAGAUUUUCUUCUAUGUUGUUUUCAGUCUUCUGCUGCAACUAAUAACAUUUAUACUAUUCAUCA